Fusarium redolens is the source of this 2151-nucleotide messenger RNA. RefSeq names its product nucleoside phosphorylase domain-containing protein. NCBI's taxonomy places the organism in Eukaryota, Fungi, Ascomycota, Sordariomycetes, Hypocreales, Nectriaceae. The record is from RefSeq and is a predicted model, not a curated record. Gene Ontology annotation, biological process: nucleoside metabolic process. The coding region runs from base 1 to 2151 and encodes 716 amino acids. Gene Ontology annotation, molecular function: catalytic activity. The transcript is spliced from 4 exons.
AUGGCGAACCCCCAGGACUACACAGUUGGCUGGAUCUGCGCCCUCACCACCGAGUUUGUCGCUGCCCAGGCUUUCCUCGACGAAGAACAUGAGGGCCCUCUAGAAGUGGCCCAGAACGAUAACAACAAUUAUGCUUUGGGCAGGAUCAGAAGUCAUAAUAUUGUGAUUGCCGUCUUGCCCGACAGGGAGUACGGUACGGCCGUUGCCGCGACCGUAGCAAGAGACAUGCUUCACAGCUUCCCGAAUAUCCGCAUCGGACUCCUAGUCGGUAUUGGCGGUGGUGCGCCAGGUCCAAAUCAUGACAUACGUCUCGGCGACAUUGUGACAAUCCAGAAUCAUUCUUUCCAAAAAACACAGGUUUUAGACCAACCGCCGAUGGUGCUGCGGACGGCAGUUAGCGCCCUCAAGGCUAAGUACGAGUUAAGGGGCCACCGGCUUAAUGAGGACGUGGACAUGGCAUUGCAGAACAUCAAAAUGCGAAAGAAGUACUCCCGCCCACCUGCGAGUAGCGACAGACUGUACCGAUCCAACAUUACACACCCUUUAAACUCGUCUGAAUGCUGUAGUAUGGUGUGCGGCGACGACUUAUCCCAUAUAGUGGUCCGGGCCGAACGGGACGAAGACGACGACUACCCAGCCAUCCACUACGGACUAAUCGCCAGUGCCAAUCAACUGAUGAAGGAUGCGCUUAUGCGGGACAAGUUGUCGGCGGAAAAGGGUGUCUUCUGCUUUGAAACGGAAGCGGCAGGGCUGAUGAACCACUUUCCCUGUCUAGUGAUUCGCGGGAUAUGCGACUACUCGGAUACACACAAGAACAAGGAGUGGCAAGGAUAUGCAUCAAUGGCGGCUGCUGCAUACACGAAAGAUCUUCUCUGCCGAAUUCCUCCGAACAAGGUCGAGGCUGAAAAGAGGAUUUGCGAUAUUUUCUUGACACUAUCCAGAACUGAAGUAAAGGUCGAAACGAUAAGCUCCAAGUUGGACAGAAAUGAAGACCUUGAGAUCCUCAACUGGUUCACACCAAUUAACUACGGCCCUCAGCAGAGCGACUAUAUUAAUAGACGACAACCAGGAACUGGCCAGUGGUUUCUGGACUCGGCGCAACUCAAAGCAUGGGUGGAGACCCAGGGACAGACGCUAUUCUGUCCAGGAAUUCCCGGAGCGGGAAAGACAAUACUGACAUCCAUCGUGAUCGAGGAGCUCACCACUCACUUCCAGAAUAGCGAGAGCAAUGGCGUCGCGUACCUUUAUUGCAACUUCAACCGGCAAGACGAGCAGAAGACCGAAGAUCUCCUUGCAAGUCUAUUGAAGCAGCUUGCUCAAGACCGGUCUUCUCUACCAGACAACGUAAGAUACCUCUACGAGAAGCACAGAGCCAGAGGGACAAGACUAUCAUUCGACGAAAUAUGGAGGGCUCUCCAGUCUGUCACCGCUCUGUAUUCGCGGGUCUUCAUCGUCAUCGACGCACUUGACGAAUGCCAAACAACCGGCGACUUCCGAGAAAAAUUCCUGUCCAAGGUUCUCGAUCUCCCGGCCAAAUGUGGAGCAAACCUCUUUGCGACUUCGAGGUUCAUUCCGGAGAUUAUGGAGAAAUUCGACGGCAGCAUAUCAUUGGAGAUACGUGCCAGUAAACAAGACAUGCGGAGAUAUGUGGAAGGCCACAUGUCACAACUGCAAUCCUGUGUCAGACGCAGUCCAGACCUCCAAGAGGAAAUUAAGACCAAGAUUGUCAACUCAGUAGAUGGGAUGUUUCUCUUAGCACAGAUAUACCUCGGCUCACUUGACGACAAGCAAACUCCAAAGGCUAUCAAAACCGCACUGAAGCAGUUCGAGAAACAAAGCCCAGGUUCAGACGAGGAUAGGGAGCCUGACGUAUUGGCCCAGGCAUAUACACAGGCAAUGGGGAGAAUCAAUGACCACAAACCAGGUUUACAGAACCUUGCUAAGAAAGUUUUGUCCUGGAUCACUUGGGCAAAGAGGCCAUUGACUACGUCAGAACUUCAGCACGCCCUUGCUGUGGAGGCCGGUAAGUCUGAACUUGAUGAAGACAACAUUCCGCAGAUUGAAGACUUGGUCUCGGUGUGUGCUGGAUUGGUCACGGUCGACAAAGAGAGCGGUAUCAUCCGGUUGGUUCACUAUACGACACAGGAAUAA